AUUAUACAAUAUUUAUAUUAAAUGGUAUUACCUACAUAGUAGUUUUAUAAAUCAGCGAGAAAGAUCUUUAAAAAAAAAAGUAUCAAUAACCUCGGCCCUACCCCUUGUGUCUGCCCUGGAGGCAAACCUCGGUAAAAUUUGUUCAUAACAACGAAGGGCAUACCUAAUUCGAAUGACGUCGGCCAACUUAUAAAUUUAUACCUUCACAAAUGCGCAUAAUAUAUAUGUACCUACGACGUAUUAUUGAAUGCCAUGUCACCCUCGUCUAUUUUUUUGUUUUCCUCUAACACACUCUCACCCCCAAACCAGGUAAAAGGAUUCUCGACAAUCUACGAUUCAGUUCUUUCGUCGCUCAGAAUACUGAUGAGGGACUUCGACUACAAGACGCUUCAAGACGCGGACGCUUGGUUCACUACGUUUUUCUUCGUAUUUUUCACGUGCGUGAUGAUAUUUGUUCUCUUGACGAUGCUAGUGGCGAUCGUGUUUCACGCGUAUUUUGACGUGGACGUCGAACAAUCGUUGGGGGACCGGCAAUCGUACGUGAGCGACAAGGUGUCGGCGUUCGUGGACCGCGUGCUCGCCUGGAUGGGUUUUGACAAAUGGGCGGGGCGACGUCGAACCGACCGGCUGAAUAACGAACUGGAUCGCCGCGUUACCUAUCAGGACGUUUACAAGAUACUGAAACGCUGCCGUUUUACAAACUCUGAAGUGGAAAAGAUUCUCGACAAAUACGGAAUCGAACCGCAAAAGACGGUACACGAAGACGAAGCCAGGCAGAUGUUCCGGGACGUGCUGCAAAACGCACCCGGAUCGAGUAAAGAUGACGAAAACUCAACUUCCAAUGAAUCAGAUAUCAAAUGGUUGAUCAAGAGAGUAGAUCUACUUGAAAAUGCAUUGGAUGAUGUUCAUAAGAAAUGCGAUAUCGUCAUAGCACGUCUCGAUGCGAUACGAGUUCAAUUACCACCGAAUUAUGCAGAACAAAAUCUGCAAAAUAACCCAGCUUCUUCUUAA
Molecule: messenger RNA, 1011 nt
Organism: Acyrthosiphon pisum (pea aphid)
Lineage: Eukaryota; Metazoa; Arthropoda; Insecta; Hemiptera; Aphididae
Product: polycystin-2-like
Exons: 5
Coding region: 253-1011 (252 amino acids)
Source: RefSeq, a predicted model, not a curated record